Messenger RNA from Mya arenaria, 2266 nucleotides. Its product is annotated as heat shock 70 kDa protein 12A-like. The record is from RefSeq and is a predicted model, not a curated record. Lineage: Eukaryota; Metazoa; Mollusca; Bivalvia; Myida; Myidae. The coding region runs from base 96 to 1820 and encodes 574 amino acids. Gene Ontology annotation, molecular function: ATP binding; ATP-dependent protein folding chaperone. The transcript has 9 exons.
AAGUACCGUACACAGGUAAAAACGAAAGAGGAAGCUGUUAAGAGAGAAUAGCUGUUUACGGAAAAUCAGUUUGAUUUUGUAUUGCAAAGAAAUCCAUGGCACCACUUCUUUUCGCUGGAAUCGAUUUUGGAACAACGUACUCAGGAUGGGCCUACUCGUUUAAACACGAGUUUGACAUUGACCCCACGAAAGUCGCAACGAAGAGUUGGUAUGGUGACCAGCUGGUGUCAUUGAAAGCACCGACAUGUGUCCUGAUCGAACCAGAUGGGGAUACUUUUUCGGCCUUUGGAUACGACGCUGAAUCCAAAUACAACAGUUUAGUUGAAGCAGGGGAACAUGACAAAUGGUUCUUCUUCAGAAGAUUCAAGAUGAAGCUGUACAAUACGGACAUUAAAAGAGAUAUGGACAUUGAAGAUGAAACUGGAAAGACAUUAAAUGCAAAGCUUGUAUUUACGGCUGCAAUAAGAUUUCUAAAAGAUGACAUUUUAAAGGUCAUUGAAGACCGUAUUAAGGGAAACAUGACACCCGAUGAGGUGAGUUGGGUUUUGACAGUCCCCGCGAUCUGGGAUGAUAAAGCAAAACAGUUCAUGAGGGAAGCGGCCGAAAGUGCUGGUAUUUCUUCUGUCAAACUUACCAUAGCCUUGGAACCUGAAGCCGCGGCCAUAUACUGUCGAUUUCUAGCUGCAGAAAGGAGUGAUAAUGAGGAUUCACUUUCAACCUUCAAACCUGGAAGCAAAGUCGUAGUUGUUGAUGCAGGGGGCGGAACAGUUGACAUAGCUGUACAAGAGGUUGCAGAGAACGGUUCGAUGAAGAAUAUCUACAAAGCCAGUGGGGGAGAUUGGGGUGGGGCAAAGGUGGACGAGGCGUUUGUGAAGUUUUUAGAAUACAUACUAGGGAAAGAGUCCAUAGACGAGUUUAAGCGGUCAAACAUGGAAGAUUACCUAUACAUGAUUCGCGACUUUGAAGUGAAAAAGCGAAAUGUCGACCCAUUGAAAGGUGAUAAGCCAGUCGUUUUCAGAAUAUCAGCAACUUUACCAAAACUGGUGAAGAAAAUCAAGGGCAAGAAGAUUCCUGAAGUCAUAAUUGACUCUUUAUUUGGUAGUACGGUCUCCGUCCAAGGCGACAAAUUGAAAGUCGACAUGAGUGUAGUUACGUUCUUAUUCAAGACACAAGUUGACGGAAUAGUUCAACACGUCUCCAGCCUUAUUGAGCAGUCGAUGAUAGGGGACAUAGAAGCAAUUGUCUUGGUUGGAGGAUUUUCGAAGUGUCCUCUUCUCCAGCAAGCUAUCAAGUUAAAGUUUGUUUGCCACAAAGUCAUCGUUCCAAACGAUCCAGACCUUGCAGUUUUGAAAGGAGCAGUGAUAUUUGGACAUAAACCAGAACUGAUUAACCAGCGAGUCAGCAAAUACACAUAUGGAAUAGAAGCGAGUACGCCUUUCAUUGACAAUGUUCACAGAGAAGCUUACAAAGUGAUAGACGAAGGUGGGGCUGUUCGUUGCAUCAAUUGUUUUGAUAAACAUAUAACAGCUGGGCAGAGUCUUAUUUUUGGAGAAGCGCAAGUUGAACAAUACUACCUUACAACAGCAUCAAGUCAAACCAUUUUGCCAUUUCCCAUUUUUUACACACUUGAUCCAAACCCAACGUACACAACCGCCGAAGGCUGUCACCUUGCAGGCACUCUUAAUGUUGCCAUUGGAGGAAGUGGUUUAGGCCGAGAGGUCGAGGUUAGGAUGAUUUACGGAGGUACUGAAAUAGAAGUCGAGGCUACUGAGGUCGCUACCGGCAACGUGAAGCGCAUGAAAAUUGACUUCUUGAGCUAAACUUUUGAAAUAGUGAAGACGGAAUAUUGAAAUAUCUUACAAACCUAAGCACACAUUUGCUAAAUGAGUUUUUUUUUCCUUUUAUUUCAAGCAAUUAAGAACGUUUGUUUAGCCUUGUGACCAGUUUUUAUAAAGGCUGUACAGAACUAGAUCACCGGAUCUAUUUGAUAAUCAUUAUAGAAGAAACUGUGUGUGGUCGACCGAGAGUUUAAAGUUAUUAAUGACAGUCGAUAUUCAAAAUUAGUGUAGAUAAGUUUGUAUUAAAUACGAGAGCUGUAAAUAGUGCUAAGUACAUGUAUUAACUGGAUUAAUAAAACAUUUUGCCUGGACGUAAAAUUGAAUGCAGAUUGAUUUAAAUAUCAUUUUUGAAUAGAAAUAUAUUAAUGUUUUAUUUGGUGUAACCACCUUUGCAUAUUAACUUUGAUUUUACACGGAAAACGUUUCGG